CUCACGACCAUGUCCUCACCAACAGAGACACGUCGCCCAACAGCCUCAGAUGUCUUUCGCCCCCGACUUCCCCUCGAUCCCUUUACUCCUCAAGAUAACCGACAGCCACAUGUGGAGCGUGGGCCUGUGAUGAAUCCGGACACACCGUGGAUUGCCCAUGACCUCGCUUCCCUCAGCCAUGCCUUCACACUGGGACCCAACGUUCUUCUCGUUCUUGGAGCACCAAGUCCACACGCGUUGGCGCCACUUUUGCGCUCAUCGACCUUUGACCACAGUCUUCUUUUGCUCGUCACCCAUUCACCUCCCACUCGAAGCUCUCUUGUCGCUGCUGCUGGUAGCUCUUCAAAUCGCCAUGCGGCAAUCCGAGUUCUCCAUCUAUCAGAACAACUCGCGCCGGCCUCCCCAGCUUUUGCGCUUGCUCUCGUAGCCAUUCUUGAAGCUGCCGCUAACGUCGCGCGUGCUUGGCGAGCCCAAGUCGUUGUUUCUCCUCCUCUUCCCGGCUCCAAACCAGAUAUUGCGCAGCUCGGACAAGCUUCUAAUGGAUCGUUUUCCAUUGUGGAGCCAUUAACUGACCCAGGAAAUCCUUCACCCACAUUGUCAAACGACUACAUUCAGAGCCCAAGCAAAGCUAAACGUGGAUCUACCCUAGCACCGGUUAGCAGCAAUAAUAGUCCAUAUCCACCCGGUCGCCUUAGACCACCAUCCGCUCUUUCUGUCGCGUCUACCACGUCCAACUCCGUUCGCAGCGGCUUCUUUUUCUCCUCUUCAACAUCCCUGAACAAGAAAACAUCAUCCAGUCGACUUUCAGUUCAGCAACCCAAUUCUAAACGACUGUCUACUUCUUCCAAACGGAUGUCAUCAAAAGCUCCCAUAAACGAUGGCACACGUGCAUUCGACGCACUAAUAUCCUUUUUACCCGCCGCUCAACCCGAGAAGGGAGUCUUGAAACAUGUCGUGCUUGUUAGCACACUAGCAGCGAGCUUCCUCUCGGGUCCGUCAUUCGCCACCAGCCCUAAUGCGAGCGCAACCACUUCCUACUCGUAUAUCGGCAGCCUCCCGGGUAGCCGACGCGGAAGCGUCAGUAGUGGGAUGGGACCGAGUAGAAGUGCGAGUCGUGCGGGGUCUAUUAUUGGCGGCGCGACGGAAUCCAUGGCCAACACCAAAAGGCCGUCGUCUCCAUCACGCUCGUUUUUCCAGACAAGUAAAAGCAUGCCGGGCAGCCCGCGAGGCUCGCUUUACGGUGUUGCUUCUUUCGCACCCCGAACAAGUGCCCAUAUCGUACACAUUCUUCCUGCCAGUUAUCGCAGCGCCAAGCUUUCCAAUGCCUUGGGAGCCUUCCUGGAAAGCUAUUCGCCUUCCGCAACUUCACCGUCCGGAGCUAGGCCGCCCAUGAAGCCUCAAGCGUAUGUCGUUGCCGAACGUGCAAUUUCGUCAACUGUAGAUGCGUUGGAAAGCAUCCUGGUUGGCGCUCUCGAGACAGAGAAAUCCUCCAUUCCUGAUGUCAAAGGGAAACGACGUGAAGAAGGUGUAAGAUCAGGCCGCUGGAUUGCCAGUGUUGUCGUCGAGAAGGACGAGGAAUCAGAUGGGGAAGAUGAACUCGACAAAACACCGUUCGGGCUGCCCACUCCGCCAGAGAGUCGAAAUGGUAGUGGCGAAGAUGAAGGCGAGCCGGCUGUCGAGCAACCACAAAGCCGAACACCUUCUCAUUCGCCGCAAACAUCACCACAAAGUAAGAAACCGAGACGGGCGAGCGGACAGCCAGCUGUUUUUCCGGUUGUGGAACCACCGCUUUUGCGGAGUCCCAGUGGCCGACGGAGAUCUGAUAGUGCUCCUACAGCGCAGGUCAAGGCCACACAGCCAAGCCCGAUUGUCAUUCCUAAAGCCCCACCAUCAUCCUUCCGGUCUCCUGCUACCACACGGACAUGGGGCUCUCGAGGAAGCCGAUUCUUUGGCGGAAAUACCGCUGACGACUUCAAACUCAGCCCCAAAAACAGGCGGGGACGUAGUUCUCCAGACUUGACCGAGCUGUCGAAGCGGAAGAAGAGGUGGUGGGCUUUCUGGAGUUGA
This is a messenger RNA of Mycena indigotica, 2067 nucleotides long. RefSeq lists its product as uncharacterized. The record is from RefSeq and is a predicted model, not a curated record. Bases 10 to 2067 code for a protein of 685 amino acids. The transcript has 2 exons. NCBI's taxonomy places the organism in Eukaryota, Fungi, Basidiomycota, Agaricomycetes, Agaricales, Mycenaceae.